Messenger RNA from Theobroma umbraticum, 1027 nucleotides. It is a transcript of the gene VPS2.1, whose product is annotated as SNF7 family protein. NCBI's taxonomy places the organism in Eukaryota, Viridiplantae, Streptophyta, Magnoliopsida, Malvales, Malvaceae. Gene Ontology annotation, biological process: vacuolar transport. The record is from RefSeq and is a predicted model, not a curated record.
UUCCUUAACCACUCUACCGCGUAAAAGAAAAGAAAGUUGUCUUCGCGGCCGAGCGAUCAAACCACCACGAAGAAGCAAUCUCUUCCUCAAUCCAACCAUAAAAACGCAGCGACGACGCGCGUUUUAUAUCGGAUCGGAUCAUCCCAGACUCCACUAAUUCGUUUUCAGUCAGUUUUCUUAGUAUCGAUCGAACAUGAGUUUCCUCUUUGGCAAGAGAAAAACUCCCGCAGAGCUUCUGCGGGAGAAUAAGAGGAUGCUGGACAAAUCUAUUAGAGAGAUAGAGAGGGAAAGGCAAGGUCUGCAGACACAAGAGAAGAAACUGAUUGCAGAGAUAAAGAAAAGUGCAAAGCAAGGGCAGAUGGGAGCUGUAAAGGUGAUGGCAAAGGACCUUAUCCGAACACGACAUCAGAUUGAAAAGUUUUAUAAGCUUAAAUCACAGCUCCAGGGUGUAUCUCUUAGAAUUCAAACACUGAAAUCAACACAAGCAAUGGGUGAGGCAAUGAAAGGUGUGACAAAGGCAAUGGGCCAGAUGAACAGGCAGAUGAACUUGCCAUCCUUGCAGAAGAUUAUGCAAGAAUUUGAGAGACAGAAUGAGAAGAUGGAGAUGGUGACCGAGGUGAUGGGUGAUGCAAUUGAUGAUGCUUUGGAAGGGGAUGAGGAAGAGGAGGAAACAGAAGAACUUGUAAACCAGGUUCUGGAUGAGAUUGGAAUUGACAUCAAUCAGGAGCUUGUUGCGGCACCAUCAGCUGCUGUUGCUGCACCAGCUGCAAAGGGUAAGGUUGCACAGGCAGAAACAACUGGGAAUGAUGACAGUGGAAUAGAUAGUGAAUUACAGGCAAGGUUAGAUAAUUUGAGAAGGAUGUAGUAAGUAUGCCUAGCUACUUCUGUAUAAUAUAGACAUCACCUCUAUGUUUUAUGUGAAAGUGCAUUUGGAUUGUAACAUUUUGGAAACUAUGCCAGAGUUUAUUGAUUCAGGAUUUGGAAAUACGUGGAAAUUAUAAUAAAUUACUUUAUGUAAAUUUAAUCA